AUGGCACAUGGCACCGGGGAUGGCGCCAUGAUGGUAGGCAACGCAUCGAACUGGGAGAUGCAGGAUGACCAGAGGAGGUCGCUAAGUCUGGAACAGGAUAUGGCCCGUGAGGGUUCUGUCAAGAGCGGUAAUAUCUAA
This is a messenger RNA of Aureobasidium vineae, 138 nucleotides long. The record is from the annotation of a GenBank genome assembly. NCBI's taxonomy places the organism in Eukaryota, Fungi, Ascomycota, Dothideomycetes, Dothideales, Saccotheciaceae.